AUGCAGGCGAGUGCGUUUACGGAUCAGGUGGUGUGUGCUCUAGGCGAGGAAAGUCAGACAAGACCAACACGGCUUGAGAGGAUCGUGGAAGAGCUCAAGACAACGCAGGAUCAGGAUGAGGUCCUCGACCCCCUCACACUGUUAGCGCACCUCGUACCUUCGCCCGACGCGGGUGCGGAGUCGUUGUUGGAGGUGAUCAGGCAGAGGUGUAGUCCGAAGGAAGUGAUUGUGGCGUGUGAGGAGUUGUUGGAGGCGCUGCGUGGACGGGUUGAGGAAGGUGUUGCGUCUUUGAUCACCAAAUCGCCUCGGGGAAGUCGGAAGAGGAAAGUAUCGAAUAUGAUACACUCGUUUGCACCUGACCUUGCGUUGGUUAUUCAGAUGGUGUGUGAGAGUGAGAGCGACGCUGAGAACACUGAGAGUGCCAGUGACCUCUUAUCGGGCUGUACAGACUUGGUUGAAGGGAUUAUCCUUUGCUUCGACGACGAAUCCCACAAACACAUCCUCCUCCCCUUCCUCAUCUCCACAACCACCUCUCUCUCCCCUUUCAUCCCCUGCUCACUAUCCCACCACGUCUUCGCACGGUGUUUUCCCCGCCUAAGCACCAGCGUUGCGUUGGAAAAAGGAUCGGAGGUCAUGCAGAGGUUGGUGGGGGUGUAUACCCGCUUGGGGGGGAGAUGGGACGACACGUUUGUGUUGUGGGCACAUGCGGUGGUUAUGGGUCUUGAUCAGGAGCAUCGACAUGCUCCGGUGAUAUUGGCUGCGAUACGCGGGGGUUCGUUUCUUGAUGAAGCGCUUGCUGUGCUUUUGGUUUUCUUUUCUUCUUCUCACUCUCACUCUCCUCCUCCUCCUCUUUCAUACUCUGAACUUCUCCUCACUCUCCUCCCCACCCUCGCAUCCGCCCACCCCGACCCUUUCAUCCGCCUCUGUGCCUUCCGCCUCUUAUCCCUCGUCCUCCGCGCGGUUCCGGGGUUCAUACAGGUCCAGGUCUUGGUUGAUCUGUUGUCCGGUGAUCAACAUCCUCAUCAACAUCAUCAUAAUCCACAUUCCAAGAUGUUGCGUGUAGCCGCUGUGGGGCUAGUCAAAGACCUCGUUUUGGAUGCCCUAUCUAUCCCUGGUGGGAAUAAUAUCCUCGCAUCCCCGGCUUUCGUACUCUCCCUCGCACCAGUGUUGUUUACUCCCCCCGAACCUGUAUUGGAUCCCUCCUUCUCCAUGGACACCAUUCCCCCCAACGACACGGUCCCCCCCAACGACACAGUCCCCCCCAACGACACGGAUGAAGCACUAGAGGUGGAGUUGACGAGACUAGGUCAUGUAUUAGCAUUGUAUUAUGCGCUGGAAAAAACUGAUGUUGCGAAUCGGACAGGCAUCCGCGAUCCGGAUAACCGCGCUAAUAUCGAGCGGACGCUGGUUGCUCCCAUACGCAGUGCGGUGUCGCGGUGGGGGAUUCAGACUCAACCUGGGAUUCAGACUCAGAAUCAGACGGACAUCCCACCCUCACCCUCACCCCAUGGGACCCGCGUACGCGCGGCGCUUGUGGCGUUGCAGAUGGGGGUUGAGAGGAUUGAUGAGAUGUGGAAGGCGAGGGGAGGAUAG
Molecule: messenger RNA, 1593 nt
Organism: Lentinula edodes (shiitake mushroom)
Lineage: Eukaryota; Fungi; Basidiomycota; Agaricomycetes; Agaricales; Omphalotaceae
Exons: 4
Coding region: 1-1593 (530 amino acids)
Source: RefSeq, a predicted model, not a curated record